Molecule: messenger RNA, 2668 nt
Organism: Andrographis paniculata
Lineage: Eukaryota; Viridiplantae; Streptophyta; Magnoliopsida; Lamiales; Acanthaceae
Product: probable polyamine transporter At1g31830
Exons: 4
Coding region: 181-2601 (806 amino acids)
Biological process (GO): transmembrane transport; transcription by RNA polymerase III
Cellular component (GO): membrane; RNA polymerase III complex
Molecular function (GO): transmembrane transporter activity
Source: RefSeq, a predicted model, not a curated record
GGCUGCCCAAAUCUUUUGAAAAUUACAUCCGCGCCCCACCUCCGUCUUCUUCCUCCUGUUCAUCUGCAUUCUUCUACUACCUGACUUCCGCCGACAGAUGUAAAUUCCAUGGAUUAGUGUUAAUCCUGACUCCUGCUGCUGCACUCGUUCACAAAGUAUUUAUUUUCGAGCACUCUGUUAAUGGCGUCCGAUAGCCGCGGUUCAGAGCAUCAGCUACACGUCUGCGGAGAGGUUCCCGCCGGCGAUGGAACAGUUCAAUCAGCAGAAGCUUCUGAUAGAGAAAGUCAGAUCUGUCGAAAUCUACAAGACCAGAAACAGCUUAAUGCAUCAUCACACAAUGUCGAAACAUCCAUGGCGGUUGCAGUAAACAUCGCCGGCAGCGACGAAAACAACAACAACAACAAUGGAGGUACUAACACAGAAGUUCCUUCUUCUAGAUUAACUCAUGGUAAGAAAAUAUCGAUCCUCCCUCUCGUUUUCCUCAUAUUCUAUGAGGUUUCGGGAGGACCGUUUGGGAUCGAAGACAGCGUCGGCGCAGCCGGUCCUCUGCUCACGCUGGUCGGGAUUCUCGUCUUCCCGUUCUUCUGGAGCAUUCCGGAAGCUCUGAUAACCGCAGAGUUGGGGACGAUGUUCCCUGAAAACGGUGGCUAUGUUGUUUGGGUGUCGUCGGCUUUGGGGCCGUUUUGUGGCUUUCAGCAAGGGUGGUUGAAAUGGCUUAGUGGCGUCAUCGACAACGCCCUUUAUCCGGUGCUUUUCCUCGACUAUUUGAAAUCGGAUAUCCCGGCAUUGGCCGGAGGAUGGCCUAGAGUCGUCGCAGUGUUGGCACUGACGGUUGUUCUUACUUACAUGAACUACAGAGGCAUGACGAUUGUCGGAUGGGUUGCGGUGGCGCUCGGGAUCUUCUCGUUUCUUCCGUUCGUCGCGAUGGGGUUCGUUUCGAUCCCGAAGCUCCGGCCGAAACGAUGGCUGGCGGCGGAUGUUCGUAACGUCGACUGGAGUUUGUACCUCAACACUCUGUUCUGGAACUUGAACUAUUGGGAUUCGAUUAGUACUCUCGCCGGAGAAGUCGAAAACCCGAAGAAAACGCUGCCGAAGGCGCUGUUUUCGGCGAUGAUCCUCGUCGUGCUCGGGUAUUUUCUCCCGUUGUUGUUCGGGAUUGGCGCGAUCCCCCUGAAUCGCGCGGCGUGGGAGGACGGGUACUUCUCCAACGUGGCGAAGAUCAUCGGCGGCGCGUGGCUCGGCUGGUGGGUCCAGGCGGCGGCGGCGAUGUCGAACUUGGGGCUGUUCAUGGCGGAGAUGAGCAGCGACUCGUUCCAGCUGCUCGGGAUGGCGGAGCGCGGGAUGCUGCCGAAGGUUUUCGCGAAACGGUCGCGGCACGGGACGCCGCUCGUUGGGAUUCUGUUCUCCGCCUCCGGCGUCGUGCUCCUGUCGUGGCUGAGCUUCAACGAGAUCGUCGCCGCCGAGAACUUCUUGUAUUGUUUCGGGAUGAUGCUCGAAUUCGUAGCGUUUGUGCGGCUGAGGGUGAUUGCGCCGGCGGCGGCGCGGCCGUAUAAGAUUCCGAUGGGGACGGCAGGGGUGGCGGCGAUGUGUGUGCCGCCGACGGUGCUGAUGUGUGCGGUGUUGGCGCUGUCGUCGGCGAAGGUGGCGCUGGUGAGCUUAGGGGCGGUGGUGGUGGGGCUGAUAUUGCAGCCGUGUAUGAAGCAUGCUGAGAAGAAGAGAUGGAUAAAGUUUUGGCCCGUUAACAAAUGGGUCGGCCCGCGGGUCCAAAUCCAAUUACAUUCCCCCCUCUUCUCCCGUCUCUCGGCCUCGAUCCACUCUGUUCCUUCUGCUUCGUCUCCAACCGCUGCACCGCCGUCUGCCGCCUUCGUCUUCUUCUUUGGCUUCGUCGGAGGCUUUACAGGAAUGAGUUGCCAAAACACAAGCUCCUCCGCCUUGAAGCGGAAAAGACCUGAAACUGAACCACAAGGUCUGGUAGAAGCUGAGCGAACAAUCCUGUAUUUGAUCAAGACUAAGAAGGAUCUUGGGAUAUGGGCAAGAGACAUCAAACAAGAGACAAAACUUCCUGACCCUGUUGUUAACAAAUUUCUCAAGUCAUUGAUGACGAAGAAAUUGAUUAAAGAGGUAGUCAACAUUCAAAAUAAACGAAAGAAACACUAUAUGGCUGUUGAGUUUGAACCUUCUAAGGAAAUCAGCGGAGUUGGGCGGAAAGUCAAUGAGAAACUUAAACAGCUGUGCUUCUUGUACUUGCGUGAUCAGGAGGUUGCCACUCUAGAGAAAGUCCACACUGACCUGAAGAAUCAUCCAGCACUGGAAUCUGAGAUUUCUAGCAGCGAAGUUGAUGAGAUACUGAAUUUGAUGGUUUUAGACAAUGAUAUCAUAGAGGUCAAGAGCACAGGGUUGGGAGAUUAUCACUCAAUUCCCAUUGGUAAAACUUGUUAUAGAAUUGGAAGUGGUGCCGGGUCUGUGAAAGGUCCAAAGAUGGCUGCAUUUGCUUUGAUCCCUUGUGUUUCUUGUCCCCGGAUUCGUUUGUGUACACCAGAUGGGGUUCUCUCCCCAAGUACUUGCAUGUAUUACUCCAAAUGGUUAAACAUUGAUUUUUAAAGUUAGAUAUGAUAUGUACAGAACUUCUGCAAGUAUUUUACAUAAUCUAUUGUUUAUUUCUUGAGUU